AUGGCGGACCAGGUCGUCCCUGACUUCAAAUAUAUCUCCCAGAACGCCGUAUGGACUCUUGUGCACUUUCCAAAGGGCAGCAUUGAGUACGACUUCGCUGCUAGAGUUUACACGGCGAUGCAUAAACAAGCCCAAAUGCGAGCUCCACCGCUACCCUCUGCGACUUCAUAUCCGCCUCCGGUACCACGUCAAGCUUCUACCCCAGCUCAGCCCGUGACUGCGGCUUCCCGUCAAGAGACAUCCCAUCAUGACCACACCCUCACACCCGAAGGAUCACCCCAGGAUGACGCUCCAGGUCAGCUUGCGGGUCAGAUCUCGCCGCUCUUGGAUCACCAGCAAGAGCCGGAGCAGGACGAUCAUCGUCUUGAGCUGAUACAAAGGUUCCCCAAGCCAUGCUGGAUGAAAGAUCAAGCCGUCAUCUUCAACAUCGACAUCGACAAUAUCUUCAAUCACUUCCCCAACACUGUUGAAAAUGGGAAGUUCACCAAGAUGUCGGUAAACGACUUCUCGCCCAAUGACGAUGGAAUCUACACCAACGCUUACCUCAUCUCGUUUGUACCUCCCAAAGGUAGGGUUGAGCCGCCGCAGGAUGAGCAUGACAAGGUGGUCAUCACCUUCUACCUAACGGAAGCUAUUCUCAACAUCGAUGGGGUUCAUGACAACGAGAGGAGCGCGCUCAUGACGUCUCACUGGGUGGAGGGCUCGGCGUCGAUGUUUCCGCGCUGGCAGGUUGAAGUCAUCUCGCGGGAGGUCCUGGAUGCCGCCAUCAAGAUCCACGAGAAGGGCUUCCACGAACCCAUUUUUGACCGCUUGCUCCGCGAUAAGAUCAACCCCGAGCUCACAUUCGAUGAGCGCAUCAACGCUCUCCUCGUGCUCUUCUCCAAGUGGAAGUCCGUCUGCGAGAACAUCAUGAAGAACGAGAAGAUCAUGGCGUAUGUUGCGGGACCUGUCGCAUACUACAGGAUUACCCACAAUAACCAGCGCAACAACAACACCCGUAGGAAGACACAGGAGAAGUACAAGGCUGCCUCGGAGUUCCUAGGCAACCUCAAUGCUGGUGCUACUCCACCACCCCAAGCCUUACCCGCUCCAACUGCAAAGGCCCCCGUCGUACCCAAGAAGCGCAGCGCUACCUCACGGCCGGUUGUCCCUCCUGCGAAACGUCAGGCUUCAGGUCCGCCUACCAACCCGGCUACGAAGAGCAGUGCCCCUACACGAGCAAAUCUUGCGACAGCUCCUCCGGGCCCUACCUCCGCUCGUUCGAACUCGACGCCUUCAUUGCCACUCUUCUCAUCCCACCAAGUCCAUCAAGCCGAACGCCUGGCAAAGCAUCAGUCCUCACCCCCCGCUCCUCUCCAAGUCUCCACCGCCAAGCCUGUCGCAGCUACCGCAUCCUCGCCUCAAGAAGCCAUCGUCAUCUCGUCCGCCAGCUCAUCUCCAUCGCCGACUUCUAACCCGCCACUCAAGACCAAGACUAAGACCAAGGCCACCAAGACCACAAUCCCACCUCUCAAUUUCGAAGAGAUGGUAGCCACAGGCAAGAACAUCCCCGGUCUACCUCCGGUUGGCGCAUUCGCCGCGCCACAGGUACGCAAGACCACACCCUCUCCUGCAGACAAGAGCAUCAAGGUUGAAGAGACCGACGCCACCGGCGGCAAGCCAGACAGCAUCUACGAUAGCGGGGCCGAGGCUGAGAGCGCUAGGGUUGAGGACGGUGGCAUGGGCACUCACUACGGUUCGCCAAUCCCUAAAUUAGGGAAAUUUUCCGAAAACUGCCUCUAA
Molecule: messenger RNA, 1782 nt
Organism: Trematosphaeria pertusa
Lineage: Eukaryota; Fungi; Ascomycota; Dothideomycetes; Pleosporales; Trematosphaeriaceae
Exons: 5
Coding region: 1-1782 (593 amino acids)
Source: RefSeq, a predicted model, not a curated record